Molecule: messenger RNA, 2370 nt
Organism: Trypanosoma brucei brucei TREU927
Lineage: Eukaryota; Euglenozoa; Kinetoplastea; Trypanosomatida; Trypanosomatidae
Exons: 1
Coding region: 1-2370 (789 amino acids)
Source: RefSeq, a predicted model, not a curated record
AUGACAAUGUCGCCUUCUACUCGAGCGAUACCUUUUGCAUCGGUAAGCGUAUUUGUGCAUGUCAUUUGCCGUUUAGACGCACCGUCUCCCACUGCAGCUAACAGGGAGCGUGAAGUGAGGGAGGCAUUACUUAAACUUGGGGUUACUCUUGCAUGUGCUGAGCACGCAGCAGAUUUGAUUGUAUCAGUUUCUGAAAACGAAACUGCGGUAGGAAGAACAGAAGCGUCGGAAAGGGUAGCGGUAACACGAGCUUGCGUGCAGGAAUGCAUCGACCGCCUGAAGAAGCUUCUUGCAAACGUCAAGAUCGUCGGCCCAAAAGCACAUUGCUCUGGAGGAAGGGAAGUUACAUGUAUAGGAAGGUCUGAAGGUACUGCAGCGAAUAGAACCAAUACCGGAGGAGAAGGCGUGCAGGAACUGACUCACCAAAACGGGAUAACAAACAGACCUUCAGUACAGAUAGAAGCCGUUAGGAUGGAGCCGGGUAGUGAAAGCUGUUCCGUCUCGCACUUGGGAGAUAUCAAAGUAGUUGUAGUGGAAACGCUUACGGAUGUGCCCUACUUAGCAGAGUUCGACCCUAGUGAAUGCGGCACCACUGCUUGUUGGUUUGGAGGGUUAGAAGAUGUUUCUGACGUGCCCUAUAUGUCUCCUUCCGAGGAACCUGUAAGGAUCGCGACCUCCGUGAAUCAGGAUGUCGUAGGGCCGUGUGCGCUAAGUAGUGAAGUCCCUCAACCAACCCGGAGUGAGUGUGGUACCACGACUCCACUGUCUCCAUGUAGUCCGUUAGGCGAAAUUCGUUCCAGUAGUAACUUUGAGCAGGUUGACAGCAGAUUGUCUCCCACUCCAAUACUAGCAGGAUUAACAGACGGGGCAAGUCGAACAGGGGGGAAUUGUACGUCGGAGGUUGUCGAGCGGAGUGGUAGUGGCUCUUUGCUUCCCUGUACAAAUGUAGCUGCAGUCACAGCAGCAGGAGAUUUGGUAGCAACACCAUUUUUAUCUGUUACUGCGGGAACAGUGGGUACUGAAAACGAGGAUAGAGUUGUUAGGAAACGCAAACGCUCUAGCGGGGCAACGGCAAGCAGACCUCGUGAAUGUAAGCGAGCACUGGAUAAGGGGAGUACCAAAAGGAAGAGGAGUGGGAGUACCAAGAAAGCAAGAAAUGCUGUGGAUGUAGGCGAGCCAGCGGCGGAGGAUCCGCUACAGCCGCUGCAACACGAAAUAGUGUACGUUGAUGACGACUCACUUGAUGCUCCGCCAUCACCACCUCCGGACAAGCAAUCCAAGCAACCACGAAAGCGAAAAGUGAAACCCUAUGUUUCUUCUUCUUCACGUCGUGGUCGGAGGUACCCUCACCGUAUAUUCGUGUCUUGCCACGAUGAGGAAAUGGAACGGGUACUCAACGAUGUAGUUUGUCAUAUUGGCGCUUCAGCUGUAGAUUACCUAUUUGGACGUGUGGAAAAACCCACUCAUUUUGUCACAGAACCAGAUAGUGAAUUAACACCUGCUGUGUUGCUUGCGAGAGCACUUGGUAUUCCCGUGUUAACUACUCAAUGGCUUCAAGAUACGAUAACGCAAGGGAAGUUUCCCGAAGAUUUGGAAAACUACGAGCAUCCCGUGUUUGGUAAACGAAGUGCACCAAUUCAAGGCCCUUCACCAGGUACCGACGGUACGACUACCUUGAGCCAACCGCGAACCGCAUUAGCAACAAAUCUAUCAACAAAUAGUGCCACCCGAUGUUUUGAAUCGGAUACAGGGUGUUACUAUAAUCCCUUCCUCUUUGGCGUCACAGUAUUUUUUGUUAGUAGUCCCCAUUCUCCACUUACGGAGUUUUUUGCGGAAAUCGUGCGGGUUCUUGGUGGGACGGUGACGAGACUUCCCACAUGCCGUAAGUUGUCCGUCAUUGUAAAUCUUUCUUAUGGCGCCAUAAGUGCUCCUGAGGAGGAAACCUUCAAAAAAGGUGAACAAACUUCUUCCCGUGUUGGUUCCAAGAGAUCUCGAAUAUCCUCCGCGCUCCCGCAAGUGGAUGAAUUGGUAUUAGAGUCGCAAGCGCUGUCCUUCACUUAUCCGAAUGCCUCGCUAGAUAUUUCAAAUGGAAGGAAAAGCGGAAUGAGUCGAGUGGAUUUGAAUACGGUACUGUGCAAGGACCUUCAAAAUGUUUUAAAGACGUGUCAGGAGUGCCGAUCAGAUACCGUUCCCGUAGUUUCUGUCGAAUGGCUCAUUCACUGCAUUAUGCAAGGAAGAGUAGUGGAGACGUCACCUUACACAGUUCCUACACUUACAGACGACACCACAACUAUUCUAAAGACGUGUGUUGCCAGUGGUUUGUUGGACUCAGCUGAGGCGCUUCUCCAAUGUGUUGUAGGGAAGUCUUAG